AGGACCCCGCCCGUGAAUUUCGAAGCACACUUAUUUGAACUACAAGUGCAGCAGCUUAGUCCUGAUACCGCAGAACAAUUAGACUAAAAUCUAUACUCCGGCGCAUGAUAGCAAAAUGAGCGCACUGGUGUCGGCGCAGCCGGAAACCCCGCGUCCGAUUACCGGGCGCGAGAUAAGACGCGAGGCGGUGGAGAAUUGUCUGCAGGCAGUGAGGAAUCAAACACAGCGCCGCACGGACGAAGGCCUCUCUGCGCACAACUUUUUUGUCGGCGUCGCAAACGUCAUCCUCGUUACCUACGUUUUCGGUGCCCACCCGGAGCACUUCUGGAUCUUGUACGCCUUUGAAUGCCUCUACCUGUUCCCGAAAAGGUACAGCAGACCUUCGUUUGUUUUGCGCUUGUCGAUCUCGUGCGGGGGCGCAGAUCGGCCCUCGGCAGCCAUCGAGCAUCCGAGGAUGUCGGCGAGUAUAUGUGAAGAGCUUGAAUCUUGCCAAGCCCGUUCUAUUUCCAGAAAUGGCGUCGUACUUCUCUACUCACUAUACAAACACAUCAGGUGGACCCGAGCCAAGGCCCUGGGGUGCCAGCUGUACUGGCUGGACUAUUGCUGGUUUGUGAACUUUGUGGGCCAGGGAUGUUUGGUUGUGUUUUUCGCGGUACCAACCGCAAAAAUCUCUGGGUCUGGAAACCUGUGAUGCAAGUCCGUGAACAAUAAGUGCUCUGUAAUGCGCCGGCAAACAUGACAAGUUUUUUCGUGCUUCUGUGAUGCGUAUUUCGCAUAAGAAAUUGCGCUUUUGCAUGACAGGCAAGAGGAUCGCGUGGUGGCCGCGCAAUACAGAGUGCAGAGUCAUGCCAGACUAGCAUGACAAUCUUCCAGACCCAGACAUUUUUGCAUUUGAUACGCGGACGCGCUCCUGCGGUAUACCUAUCAGCAACACCAGUCGAGCCGGGACAUGGUGGACGUGAUGUGGAGCGGCGCCCCGGAGACCGGCUUGUCGGCGCUCUUGGCAAGCUACGGGUACGAGCGCUCGCGGUUGUCUCCCGAGGUGCGGCGGCUGGUUUUCGGGACCUUCUUCGCUACCUCCACCGGUCCGCUACUAGGCUCCGUGAUUGCGCUGCAGAACGCGCUGGUCUUCCACAGCUUGGACAACAUGAUCAAUGUAAUAUUUACGUGUGUUUAUCUUUCUGCCCUCAGUCUACUUGAAUGAUCAUUAUUUUUGCGUAUUGAAAACACCAGCGCGGAGAAAUCAAUAUGCACUUCGAUUCUCUACUUCGCACAGGUUCUGAUCCAUCUCUUCCCACCACUUCUCUUUUACACGUUAAAGUUCAAGACGCAGCGGAUCCUGGACGUUUAUCCGGGCGUGUUCAACCUGCACUACAUAGAUGAGCUCGACGUUGUCACCGACGUGGUUCUGCCCGGCGUCGCGCUCUACUGGGCCUGGUGGUUGUUUUACGCGCCAUGGCUUCUCACCGUCGGGAAAGAGCUCCCGAACCGAUCCAAGGCCCAGAUCGCGGAGGCGGCCAAGAGGUUGCAGGAGCGUAUGAAGAGCAGCAAACAGCCCGCACAAUGUAGUCCUGGCCCGGAGUACUACGACACGGUGUUCCAUGCGAUCAUGCGGGGGUCCGGACCCAUCGUCGGCACCGUGGACGGGGUGCUUGGCAUCCGGGGGGAGGAGAAGCGGCAGCGCCAGCAGGCGAACAGUUUUAGCCGCGCACAGAUCAUGGGGUACAUGUGCACGCACGCGUUUGCGGCGCACAUAGGGUUUCUGCUCAGCAUACCCCUGUGGUACAGCCGGGACUUUUUCCGAGCCAUGCUCGUGGCGUCGGUUAGCAGCGCAAUUUGGCACGCUGCGAGCAGAUACAACCACCAGCUCGGAAAAGCCUACGAAAAAGUUGUCUUGGCGGAGCUGCAGAAGAUCGAUGAGCCUGCUAAGACGCCGGAACAAUCAUAGCACGGGGCAGGCAGAUAAUUCGUGGCAGAGCCGCACUCUUCGCCGCAGGUCGUCUGCCCGGCGUAGCAAUUUUUGGUGUAUGAAAAAAGGCGGUUGCAUUUUUUUUCUCCCACAAAAAUAUCAUGUUUGUUGGGAUGUUGAAAUCUUAUUCGAUUUACGUGUAUAGAAACCAAGGGUCGUGGCCUCCUUGUCCGUGUACCCAUAAAUGAACGACAUGAGGACCUAUUGUUUUUACCUUUACCCGAAUGCACAUCUGUUUCAAAAGUGAGCGAGGAGACGCAUAAUUUUCUUGUAGAAUACCAUUCCAAUUUGCGCUAAAAAUUCUUCUGCAUAAUUUUCUCUGUCAUGAACAGCGUGCGCGUCGCACGGUCGCCCUCCUCCGCCAAGACCGAUGCUGCUCUUCAUCGGUGAAAAGUAAUUGC
Messenger RNA from Amoebophrya sp. A120, 2370 nucleotides. Lineage: Eukaryota; Dinophyceae; Syndiniales; Amoebophryaceae. The record is from the annotation of a GenBank genome assembly.